ACCACCACCACCACCACCCCCUAUGUGGUAGAGGAUUUCCCUGGAAUCCUCCAAGUCUACAGUGACGGCUCCACAGUCCGCACUGAUCUGCCAACCCCCGAGUUGGCCGUCCAUGAAGAAGGCACUGUGAUCUGGAAAGACGUCCUUUUCCACCCAAUUCAUGGUCUCUACCUCCGUCUCUACAAACCAGCUUCAGCCACCUCCUCUACGAAGCUCCCAAUCUUCUACUACAUCCACGGCGGUGGUUUCUGCCUCGGCUCUCGCACUCGGCCCUACUGUCACAAAUACUGCCUCCGACUCGCUUCCGACCUUCAAGCCAUAGUCAUCGCACCUGACUAUCGUCUAGCACCUGAGAAUCGGCUUCCGGCCGCAAUCGAAGAUGGAUUCACAGCGGUUAAGUGGCUUCAAGCUCAGGCUCUGUCGGAUAAUCCCGACACUUGGUUCACUGAUGUCGCCGAUUUCGACAGAGUUUUUAUCUCAGGUGACUCGGCGGGUGGAAACAUCGUUCAUCAUCUCGCGAUUGGACUCCGAGCAGGAUCCCCCGAGGUGGCUCCUGUUCGAGUUCGAGGUUAUGUCCAAUUGGCUUCCUACUUUGGCGGAACCGAACGAGUGAAGUCGGAGCUGGAGGGACAGAAGGAGGCUCAUUGGACUACAGAGUUGUCUGACAGGCUUUGGAAGCUGUCAACACCAGUUGGAGAGACAACAGAUCACCCAUUGGUGAACCCAUUUGGACCUGCUAGCCCAAGCCUUGAAUCUGUGGCUCUAGACCCUAUCCUGGCAGUAAGUGGUAGCUAUGAUAUACUGAAGGACAGGAUUGUAGAUUACGCAAAGAGAUUGAAAGAGUGGGGAAAGAAAAUAGAGUAUGCCGAAUUCGAGGGAGUAGAUCACGGUUUCUUUACAGCCCAACCCUACUCUGAAUCAUCAAACAAGUUGAUGCAACUCAUCAAAAGAUUCAUCACUGAAAACUCCAGCAACUAG
Molecule: messenger RNA, 978 nt
Organism: Macadamia integrifolia
Lineage: Eukaryota; Viridiplantae; Streptophyta; Magnoliopsida; Proteales; Proteaceae
Product: probable carboxylesterase 15
Exons: 2
Molecular function (GO): hydrolase activity
Source: RefSeq, a predicted model, not a curated record